CUGGGAUCAUGGCGGUGACCCUCGGGAUGCGAUGCAUCUGCUUCAAGCACGGUGCCCUCCUUGUCAUGGCUGUUCUUGUGCAGCUCUUUCAAAGUGCACAGGCUCGUGUCUUAGACUAUCCUAAAGCGCCUAAUGAGACAUACACGGUCUGCACGGUCUACAAUAUUCCCUACUCCACCUGUGACCUAGGCUCCACAGACAGCUCAACCUAUGGAGGUUAUGCAGUCAAGGUAUUCGAGGAGGCUGCAUCAAAAGCAGGUUGGUCGAAGGACGACUAUACAUGGGAAUGCCUGGACUAUGACCCACUGCAAAGCGACAUCCUCAACUCCUCGAUCUAUGCCUUGUGUGAUGUAACAGCAGCAGAUAUGCAGAUCCGGCCCGACUUCCUGGCCGAAGGCGUUCAGUUUGCAUAUCCAGACUUCCACAACAACCUGGCGGUGAUGGUCUAUGCCAAACUACAGCAGCCCGAUGGCUGGAUCUUCACUAAGCCGUUUGCAUGGCAAGUCUGGGGAAUGCUCAUUGUGGCUGCCCUUGCAGUAAGUCUCGGGGUCCACUUGGUCGAGGUACUUUCGAAGCAGCACACAAGUCGGGAAGUCAGAGCAGGAGUGUCUUUUACGGGGGAACAUGGUCUAUUCGAGUCCAUGUGGAUGGCACUGGGCCAGAUUGUUCAAGCUGCUUCCUUGACGGGGAUCUCCCUGGCCUCCCGCCUCAUCAUCCUUGUGUGGUGCUUCAUGAUUCUACUUCUUCUGACCAUGUAUACCGGAAACGCAGCGGCCCUGUUGACCAUUCAACAAUUCAAAACCACCAUCAACACAAGAUACGACUUACGCGGUAAAAGUUUUGGCGCCUGGGAAGGGGACGCUGGGACACUGACCAACUUUGGGCUUCUCCCCACACUCUAUCCUUGGAACAACGACGAGGAUUUCGAGAUUAUGUUAGGCGAUCUCCAGAGCGGGAAAAUCGUUGCGCUCGUCCUUGACAUCGCUGUGGUGCAGUACUUAUCCUCGACGGACUGCAACUAUCAUCUUCAAGACCAGUUUGCUUCCAUGAACUAUGCAACGGCGUUCUGGCCCGGAGCGCAUCCUGCACUGGUGGCCAAUUUGAGCGCCGCAAUUCUGGACAUGGAGGUUUCCGGGGAGUUGGACAGGCUGCAAACAGUGCACUUCACGCAAGGCGCGACCUGCUCCGUGUAUUCCGCAACCACAAAAUCAGUGACGUUCUCUCAGGUGUUUGGGCUUUGGGUCGUGCUGGCCGUAGCCAUUGUAUUUGCCAUUGCAAUAUCCCUUAUCAAUGGACAGAUAGCAAAGCGAAAGUACGUGAAUAAGCUGACGAGCAAGGUAAUGGAACAAUGGAAUGCUAAGAGUUUGAGGGGCAUCAAGAGAGCCGAAGAAAGUGCUGAAGGUACUGACGUCGAAUCCGGGGAUGCCUCCGGCAAGGAGAUAGCAACGAUGAAAGCUUCGGCCAAUGAUGGACAACAUGUUGCUGCUGCCGCAAAGUUCAAGUUCAAGAGCGCAAUACAGAAAGCAGUCCGAGGUGAAGCAAGUCAAGUUUGAAAAUGUCGUUGGAGUAGUAAAUCACGCACUGGAAGUCUACUCUCUACACGGUUGCAGAUCAUUAUAGAAUCUUGAAGUAGUAACAUUCAUAGGUUUACAAGUAUAGGUCGUCUUGCCUCGUGAGAGGUCAUGUCAAGCAGCGGCUUGCACGAUAGGAGAAGUUGCACACGAGAGCAAUGCAUAGCUAUGUAGCCCAGGGUAAUGCCACUCGUUUGUAAGCAUGCGCAAGCCGCCAGGGUCACUAGGGCAAGGUGCAUUUCGGCUACUUUGAA
Messenger RNA from Klebsormidium nitens, 1825 nucleotides. The record is from the annotation of a GenBank genome assembly. NCBI's taxonomy places the organism in Eukaryota, Viridiplantae, Streptophyta, Klebsormidiophyceae, Klebsormidiales, Klebsormidiaceae.